CAGAAGCCAUUGCCCCUGAACACCCCCACAUACAGACAAAACAGUUGCAUACCUCCCCUCCCAUUCUCGUGAAGUUUCCGGACUCAUGCUCUGCUCACAAGCUCAUGUUUGGUUUCUGCCUAAUAAAAGCGGCUCUGUGAUCAGCAACAUUCCUGGGUGUGCAUUCCCUCAGUCAGCAUCUCCUGACUAUUGUCCUGCGUCUCUCCUGGUCACUCUGUGCCAACGUCCAGCAAAGUGUACACACAACGCGGUCCUUGCCACCCACUGGGCACAGGCAGAGGGGAGAUGAAGAUUGAUGCCCUGCAGCAUGGAUGGGAGCAGGACUGAUAGCCACCUCCCUCUCACAGUGCCAGUUGCUGACUGAUCUUUUACAGUGCUGGACUUCCAGGACGCCAGAUACCCAACCCUUCAUGUAGGAGUACAUGGCCUGACAAGAUGUUUAAAUAUCCUUCACCGUGGCAGGUGCUGUGCAGUGGCCUGGAGAGGAGGGAGCAGACUCAGAGUACAGCAGAGGAUCAUGAAGCAGACGCAGCGGUGUUCCUGGCUGUUAAGAUUCCAGUGAAUGAAGGGGAAAGUCAGAGUGUAGAUGAGUCAAGCCUGUCUCAAUUAAUAGCACAAGAUGCUACACCUGAGCAAUGUGUGAAUGGCUCACAAAAACAUCAUAGCACAACCAAACAGCAGAUUAUUGGUUCACCAAAGCAACAGGAGAAAGAAAAGCAUGAGAAGCUGAACUCACCUGACUUAGAAGUAUGUGGCACCCCUGACACACGUAAAUGGAAUGAGAUUGAUUUAUGUGUGACAGGCACAAACAAAGUUCCAGAGACAUCUGAGGUGACAAGCUAUACACAAAAUAACAGUAUCAAAGAAACAUCAGCCAGUGGGCAACAAAUAGUGUCAGACAUGGACAGGGUGACAAGGAACCUCAUUUUUUCCCUGUCCUCUUCAGGAAGUUUAGAUUUUAUCAAUAAAGAGUCAGAGAUGGAGACUAAUUCUACCUCUGAACACAGCCAAAGUGAAGAAAGGAUGGGAUACAGUGAUGUAUGGGUCCCACCUCCAGAUCGUGAGAGGAGACUUAGGAUAUUGAAAGAAGACAACCAUUUUGGUGUAAGAGCUUAUCUCCCUGACACCAGUCCCAGCAAGUUAUUUGAAGAUGGCGAAGACGAUAGCGCCCAAGUAAACUUGCUUAAGUUUACACCAGAGAAGGCAUGGGAGCUUGAGAAACAGAGAAGAGAUUUAAUAAAGGAACAGGGGCAAAGGAAAAGUUUGAGCACAGGGGAGAUUAAUAUUUCUCAAGAUGGAAUGGAUUCAUCAGCUUCAGACAUUGGACUUAAUGAGUUUGAUAGUGACCCUACAGAAAUGCAUGUGAACACAGAGCAAAUAAACUUUGAAUCUGCCAGACAGCAAUUUCUUAUUUUAGAGAAGAAACAAAACAGUGUCCCAAUUAGUCCAAGGCUUCAAUCAAAACCUUCCUAUGCUAGUUCUCAAUCUCUUUAUGAAAGCGAUUUCAAUCCAAAAUUAUACGGGAUGGGAAACUCAGUUGGGACAUCGAAUGAAGCGAGAACAUAUCAGACUGAGACUCCUGCAAAUCAAGAAAUAACUGGCAGAAUCAGAAGUGUGGGUCAACUUCGGAAGCAGUUCCUCUGGCAAGGGUAUGUAGAUGAGGGAGACAGCGUAGUAGUAGAGAAAUCACAAGAAGUGCCUGGACAAACACAAUUGCAGGAAACAGAACAAUUAGCUGAGCACAUCCCCCACCCCAGUAACGAGACACCCAUUGAAAGGGAGAUUCGACUGGCCCUUGAAAGAGAAGAAAGUCUGAGGAAGGAAAGAGGUAUUCAGAGUACGGUAGCAACCAAAGAGAUGGUUGAAAUACUCAAAAAUCCAGUGAUUUCACAACCAUCUGAAACACAAAAUGAGAAAAAGAGCAAGGAGCGGUAUCGUUCCUCUUUUUUCCUCCAGAGGGAGAUUGAAAAGGAAGCCCAAAGGGAAGCUGACCUAAAAGGUGAGGGGAAGGUACCAGGACUCUAUGAUAAAGGCAGCGUGCAACAAAUAGAUGAACGCAGAAAGCUUUUUGAGCAACCAGAUGAGAUUCCUGUUCAACCACAGCAAGGUGUCACAAAAAUAGAUUCUAGGGUUAUGGAUGCCCAGGGCACAAGAGAGAACUUAACUGUUAUGGAUUCCCCCCAGCCCUACAACACAAGAACUGUUUUACAACCAUCUACACUGAACACAUUCAGACACAGGAGGCAGAGUGUAGAUGAAAUUCUUGAUCACAACAUACCAGUAAAGGAAGCCACAGUAGAAAUCCCCAUUUUAAAUAGGGAGAAUUUCCAUGUUAAACCAUGGACAGCCCGUCUACGUAUCAGAGGGGACGAGAUGGUGGAGGAGGGUGAGAAAUGGACUGAGAUAACGUCCAAAAACCCAAGUCCUGGGGAAAUGUAUAGUAUCACCAGACUGAGGCCAUCUACAUCAAAUGUGAUUGAGCAAGAAAUCCAGCAGAUGUUAGAGAGGGAUCGUGAGUUACAAGAGCAAAGGCGGAAAACUGAAGUACACCAUGUUACCACAUUCACAGAUAGUCAGCCUACUACGCCAUUGAAUGGGUACAAACAGUAUACGAAAACGUCGUUAAAUUCAGGUGAUUCAAGUCCAUGGUCUCCUGCCCCACAGAGAGGAAGUUCCUCCAGUAGAAAUCCUUCUUAUUCAGUCACCCCUAUUCAAAUGUUUCGACCAAGAAGAUACCCCAGAUUUGUUGUUUCUGAGUCAGAUUCAGCUGGACCCAAGGGACAUGGGGACAAUUUCUGGUAUGCCGGUAUUGACCCAAGUGAUGAUGUCAACACAGAGAUUGUGGAGUCUACAAGGGUGAAUCGACACAAGAGCAGAAUGGCGUUGCGUUGGGAGGCAGGAAUCUACACCAAUGAGCCAAGUGAUUAGUUCCAGGGUAUCCAGUGCAGCUUUAGCCUUUUGUGCAAUUACGUCGGGGUUUAUUUUUUACGAUUUGCCUACUUAAUUCAUUGUCUAGCCAAGGGACUGAUGUGAUUACGAACUAUAGUUUCAAUUGCAAAUCUUCAUUGCCAGUAAACCUAUGUCUACAUUGUCUGUUUUAUAUAAGCUUAUGUGUGACUCCAUCAAAUGUGUGAUUUAGAAAAGGAGAGACUACUUUCUGGGAAGAUAGGGCUGCUUUUGAAAGAUUAAGACUAUUUUUAUAUGUGUUUAAUUAGGUGAAGUACCUUUUUUGGUGAGUGAGAUUUUUAAUUUCUCUCAAAUGUUGAGACUGCCUUGUAAUUAAUUAUUUAAUUAUUAAAGCCUUUUAAUUUAA
Messenger RNA from Spea bombifrons (plains spadefoot toad), 3313 nucleotides. RefSeq names its product mitotic spindle positioning (gene MISP). NCBI's taxonomy places the organism in Eukaryota, Metazoa, Chordata, Amphibia, Anura, Pelobatidae. The record is from RefSeq and is a predicted model, not a curated record. The coding region runs from base 436 to 2928 and encodes 830 amino acids. The transcript has 7 exons.